UUUAGCGAAAUCUUACGGAAGCGUGUAAAGAGAGAAGGCCUUGUGUUUUUCUCUUUAUUGAAAAUUACCGAGAGAAGGGCUUGUGUUUUUCUAUUUAUUGAAAAUUACAAGCUGUAUCAGUUUAUCUAACAUGAUGUUGAUGGUUUGAGAAACAGACCAGACCAGAAGUUGAAUUGCUUUUAUGUAAUUCUCUUAAAAUAAUUUAGGAGAAAUUCUAGUAAACAGAUUUGCCAUCUUCUACGGAAGACUGCCAUCUCAUUUUCAAUAGAAUUGUCGUCCAAGCCGUCCCAAAGACAAUAGAUAUUCAAUAUCUUUGUUCUAUCUCUCAGUUUGUAUCAAAUAAGAUUAUACAAUGUCCAAUAGUGCAAAAGAACAAGGAGGUGGUAAACGGCGGAUGAAGGAUCUUAAUAUGGAAGAUAUUAAAAGAACUAAAUUGUCUGGUGGGAUGGAUCAAAGUACAUUGAAUCAAAUGGUGAAAUUCAAUGAACAAGCCUUUGCAUCAUUAUCUAAUAGUAAUUUGACCCCAGCUGAAAGAGAUGAGAAUAUGAAAAAAUGUAUUCAGAGACAACAAAUGUUAUUAGAAAUGAAGGCAGAAAUGAUCGAAACCCAGCUCCAGAAUACUGAUGAUCCAAUGGAAGGAACUAAGGGCGGGAAAAGACAAGAAAUGAAUAGUAAUUUUGGGCGUCCAGGAAGAGGUGGUCCUCAAAGAGGCGACCUGCCGAGGGAUGGUCGUGGUCCUCAAAGAGGCGACCUGCUGAGAGAUGGUCCUACAAGAGGCGGCCCUCCAAGAGAUUGGCCAGGUCCUAUGAUGGGAAUGGGGUUUAAUAGAUGUGGAAUGGGAGGAAGAUUUCCUGGUCCUGGUGGGCGAGGAGGACCUAGUGGUCCUAGAAUGUGGGCAGGGCCCUUUCAUCCUCCUCAUCCCAGAUUCUUUGGUAACCAAGGAAUGGAUAUGAUGAACUUUGAAGAUCAGCGACCUCCAAAAUCCAAUAUAAGCAUUGAGGAGAAGCUGAUCUUUUUCAAAAACCAGGUGCUUGAAAAAUUUGAUCCUAAUUUAUCAGGCUUUAACAUGAUUAUGGGCUGUAAACGAAGUAUUGAAGAUCCAGAAUUCUCUCCAUUUAUUGAUUAUAGAUUUGAAAGAGAUCGAAGUAAGGAUCCUGUAGAAAUUACAGGCAGGCUUAAGAUGAAUGGUGUAUAUAUAGCCACUGCUACUGGUACAGAAGAUAAAUUAGUAAAAGGAAUGACCUAUCGUAAAGCUCUUUACUAUCUGCACACUAAAACUGUCAGUGAAAUUUUCUAUAAUUCUAAUAAAAUAAAUGCCGACAUUGCUAAAGCUAAAGGUCCUGGCACUAAACUGAUUAAACAUCACUUUGUUGGGAACUAUAUAAAAGACAAACUUAAGAUUUUAAACAAAAGGUUAUCAAGAUCAGAAAACGAAAGAGAGGUGAUUCGUGAUUUUGAUUAUGUUUGCGACAUGAAUGAAAUAAGCGUAACAUCCAUAUUGUAUCGAAGUGAAGAAAGCGAUGGUAAAUUUGAGAAUCAGAUCAAAUGUGAACUGUAUGUUGAUGAUUUGUUAAUGGGUUCAGCUAGAAGUGCUGAAAGAAAAGAUGCUAUCAGAAAAGCUUAUGUUGAAGCCAAGAAAGUUAUUAUGCAAAAUAAACUGGAUGCAUGUAUCAGUGAAAACAAAAGACUUUCUAAACUGGACAGAAACAAUGAGAACAUUUUAGAUAUUGUUAAUAAAGGUAAAUUUUAUGAAAUGGGAAGUAAUAUUGGAAAUCUAAUAGUUAGUAGGAAGUCGAGAGAUUAUGAAUCCUAUCCCCAAAAAGAAUUGGUAGUUCUGAUACAAACCAUGGAAAGAGAACCAGUCCCAUAUACAAUCCUAGAGAGGACAGCGACUGCCAAUGGUUUAUUACUAGAGUAUGUUUUGCAUACAGCUGAGAGAACAAAAGAAUGUAGAGAUUUCAGGUGUUUGAUUUAUCUGAAUACCAAAUUGAUUGCCUUGGCAACUGGUCAAAAUAAACCCCAGGCCAAGUUUACUGCUGCAGAAAAUGCCCUGAAAGAAUUAACUUCAAGAUAUUCUCUAAUUGAGUACCCUACAAGAGAUUAUGUGGCUACUACCAGUAACGAUAGUCUGAUUGCACUCGCCCACAACUUGAAAAUUUCUGGUCGAGACAUUACAAAAGACAUUCCUGAAGAAUUCAACAUGGCUGAUUCAACUGAUGAACUUGAUCCAUAUGUCUACCGUAUAUUGGAGAACAUGGUACUUGAAUAUGCCAAUGUUGAAACUUUAGAAGAAAUGAUAUUUGGACCUGACCUGCCCGAUGUUGUUAUUGAUUUACUGGUGAAAAAAUGUAAGGAGUGGAAUAUAGAUGGUAACCGACGACAGCAUAAUGGUAAAACUUACAUUGUCAUUCAAAAGAUCAAGAGCAUUACAACAUCACAAAUGAGUGACUUCCUCCUAACCCAACCUUGUUUUCAAAAUGGUCGUUAUACACUUGUUCAACUGAGACAACCUAAAGGUAAAUUACAGGUAAUCAACAUGUGUUCUAAAGAAGUACGACAGUACAUGAUGAAACCAGAUGAAAAUGAAGAUGAGGAUGAAGAGAUGCCUGAAGACUUGGGCCUCUUUGAUGUUGACAUAUAGAAAAAACCUAUUUGUUUUAUUCAAUAUGUAACAUCCAAAUAGAAUAUUUGCUAGAUACAUCAAAUGUAAUGCAUUUUUGGAAGAAAAUUGACAAAUUGAGUUUAGGAACAAUAAUUUUAUAUGCUACCUACAUAAAUCAUGUCCAAAUUUUUAUAAACCAGAGAGAUAAAUUUGUUUUGGUGUAUACAAUGUAUUAUUUCUGAGACAACUGAUUUUGUUGAAAAAAAAAUGACUUGUGCAUUAAUCUUAGAAUCACUCCAAACUUAUUUAGCAAACAAUCUUUAAUGUUUAUAUUUCUUCAACAAGCUUUAUUGCUGAAAUCAAGUAUUUUUGGUUUUGUUAUUUUCAGAAUUUUUAUCUUUACUAAUUUUAAAUGUGAAGAUUUUAUUUGCAGGAUAUUAAAUAUCUGUUAUUAGUAAUAUUACCAAAAAUAUAUAUAAUUGUUUACGUGUAAACAGUUCCAUUUUUGCUAGAUUAGAAUUCAUUGACCAUAGGCUAUAAGUAUUAAUAUGUAGUUUGUCAAUAUUCUUGCAUUUUUGUUAGGCCACAUGUUAUGAAUGGUGUUUAAGUAAUAAAUAGUAGGCUUUUUCAAAUGUUAUAAUUAUCACUUGGUACUUUAUCUAUUUAUUCCAAAUAUCACUAUUCACGUACAUUUACUAUAUCCUGUGCAUCAGGUGAUAUGAGUAUUUAGUUAAAUUUUUUCUUAAAAAAGAAAAUGAUUCUAUGUUCAUUUUGUUAUUUUUCCUUUUAAGAAAGUUACUAUAUGUUUGAGUUAGCUUAAAGUUUUUUAGUGGAUGUGGAUUAAAACUAGGUGUUUACCCAUGAAAUUGCAGAGGUGGGAACUUGAGUCCUACAACUCGUAUUCCAGUCGGGCUUAAGUCACAUCAAGUACCAAACUUGCUACUUAACUUUAACUAUUUAUCGAAACUCGGCUCGAACUCAGUAGUCUUGACAAGUCGCAGUGUGGGUACAUAAAACAUUAACUUGUCUUAUUCGCCACAGAUUGCUGACUUAUUUCAAUAUUUGAUGAACUUGCAACUUGACCAGGACUUGGCAAUGUGAAGACAUGGCACUUGAUUCUAGUCGGCGACUUCAGACUCAACUCAGAUUUGCAUUCCUGUACCUUGUUCCCACCUCUGUGAAAUGGUGUAAUGACUUUUACUGGAUGGUUUUCAAACCUAUGUAAUUUUUUUUUUUUUUUUUUUUUUUUUUCUCUAUGCUUUUUAUGUAAAAUGUAUAAUUGUUAUCAAAAAUUUCUGUAUUUGACUCCGGGUAUAUGUUAUCAAUAAAUAUAUUGUUAGUUUGGUUAAGAAAAAGACAAAAUUUGAUAAUUAAGAUUGGAAUCAUCCUCAGUAUCCCCAGUGGUAUCGUUUUGCUCUACUAUACCCUGGGUUCAUUCACAGGGUUUUCACAGAUUCAAAUUAUCUGCCCUUGAUCAUAGGUUGAUUCUACAAACCAAUCAAAAAACAGUUUACAUACCAGUCUUAGCGUCAUUGUUUAUGAUCACUACUAUAAUCUUAGUUGCAAUAAAAUGAGUUACUUCCUGUCACCCAGUUGAUUGGUCGAUCAAAAUAGUACAAGUAUCAAGGGCAGAUAAUUUGACUGUCUCCCCCGGGAAUGAACCCAGGGUAUAAAGGAGUACAACAAAACAAUAUCACGGGGGAUACCGAGGAUGGAUUGGGAUUUUAUUUGAAAUUAGUACAAACAUUUGACUUAAUAUGGAUCUGUAAAUUAGCGAUGAUGUAUUUCAAUCUCUAUGUAAUACCAUUAAUAUUUUUUUUCUGUUAUUUUAAGCUUUAAUGAAUUGUUGAAAAUACAUAUGCUAAUAGAAACAAAAAAAUA
This is a messenger RNA of Patella vulgata (common limpet), 4483 nucleotides long. RefSeq lists its product as uncharacterized. The transcript is spliced from 6 exons. The record is from RefSeq and is a predicted model, not a curated record. The coding region runs from base 353 to 2641 and encodes 762 amino acids. Lineage: Eukaryota; Metazoa; Mollusca; Gastropoda; Patellidae.